Molecule: messenger RNA, 2766 nt
Organism: Penicillium psychrosexuale
Lineage: Eukaryota; Fungi; Ascomycota; Eurotiomycetes; Eurotiales; Aspergillaceae
Gene: hmt1
Product: putative vacuolar ABC heavy metal transporter (Hmt1)
Exons: 3
Coding region: 1-2766 (921 amino acids)
Biological process (GO): transmembrane transport
Cellular component (GO): membrane
Molecular function (GO): ATP binding; ATP hydrolysis activity; ABC-type transporter activity
Source: RefSeq, a predicted model, not a curated record
AUGGAUCCUCAUGCAGCCCUUGAGCUGCUGGAAUACUUGCGCACCUCUUACCCAAUCUUCCUUCUUAUCCUCUUCGUCGUGGCCUUCGUGGCUAGUACUACCAUCGCUGCGAAGAAAGCUAGCAAGCAUGAGUCUCAAUACUUUGGCCCGGGAGGGCGACCACUCCCUCAGCGAACUCGAAGUGUGCCUGCCUACAAAUCCCAGGAGUUCUCGCGGAACGUCAAACGAGUUUUCAACUUGCUCUCCGCGGCCAUUCUUUUGACCUUCCUUGCGGAUGCAACUAUCUAUAUCGUACAUGUGAUGACGGCCAGGUCGGAGAACUGGUGGCGAGGACAGUCCUUCGUGAUUUACGUCGUCGGCUCGUUCUUCGUCUACGCAGUGCUGCUCAUGGCAAUGCUAGACACAUCCCCCUCGCCUACUAUCGCCCAAUUUGUCUGUUGGUCUGUCGCCAUCCCGAUCGAAUUGGUUAUUGUUAGCACCUCCCUCUCAAUCUACACCUCGGUUCACCACGAGCCAAUUGUCGGAGACCCAGAAGGUGGUCGGAUCCGCAGAAGCAUUACAUUAUGGGAGUCCCUCGAAGUGGGAUCGAACAGUGUACGCAUCCUUAUCUUGUUUGCACUGGUUCUUCUCUACGCCUGUCAAUCGUUCAGCAUGAAGAGCCACGGGAAGGCAAGCCAGGGAGCGAAUGGAGUCACGGAAGCCACGGGACUUUUGGAUUCUGGUGGUGCAGAAAAUGGAAAUGGGAACGGAACUGCCAAUGGUCAUUCAUAUGGCUCGACGAACGGAGCUCCUCGCCCCGAAAAUUCCAAACCUACCGAUCCAUGGGUGCGUCCGACGACUGUCCCUUCCACUAGCUGGUGGGAGUACCUGAGUGGGUACUCGCUAUUUUUCCCAUACCUGUGGCCGUCCAAAUCUCGCCGUCUGCAACUAAUUGUCACCUUCUGUUUUGGACUCCUCAUAUGCCAGAGAGUCGUUAACGUCUUGGUACCCUACCAAAUCGGACUCAUUACAGGUUCUCUUACUAAGAGCGAGGGUGAGGGUGGGGACUUCCAUGUGCCAUGGCUUCAAAUUUGCCUGUAUGUGUUGUACCGGUGGUUGCAGGGCGGCCAGGGCCUACUCAGCUCUCUGCGCUCUAGCCUCUGGAUUCCCGUGAGCCAGUACUCUUACAUGGAGCUCUCCACUGCUGCAUUCGAACACGUCCAUAGUCUCAGCUUAGACUUCCAUCUCGGAAAAAAGACCGGAGAAGUCCUGUCCGCUCUGAGUAAGGGCAGUUCGAUCAAUACUUUCCUUGAGCAGGUCACCUUUCAGGUUGUUCCAAUGCUUGUCGACCUUGUCAUUGCGAUUGUGUACUUCAUGGUCGCAUUCGAUGUCUACUAUGCUCUAGCUGUCGGAAUUUCCACCUUUGGCUAUCUCUAUGUCACUAUUCGCAUGGCCCAGUGGAGAGCAGAGAUCAGAAGACAGAUGGUCAAUGCCUCGCGACAAGAAGAUGCUGUCAAGAACGAUUCCAUGGUCUCAUAUGAGACAGUGAAAUACUUCAAUGCCGAACAGUACGAAUUCAACCGGUACCGGGGUGCUGUGCGUGACUUCCAGAAGGCCGAAUACCACGUGCUAUUCUCUCUAACACUACUGAACACCUGUCAAAACACCGUGUUUAUGAUGGGCUUAUUGAUAAUGUGCUUCAUUUGUGCAUACCAGGUUGCUAGUGGUCAGCGCCCUGUCGGCAAGUUCGUGUCUCUACUGGCCUAUAUGGUCCAACUCCAGGGCCCGCUCAAUUUCUUUGGCACAUUCUAUCGGUCUAUUCAAUCUGCAUUGAUCAAUGCCGAACGACUGCUAGAAUUGUUCCGUGAGCAGCCAACUGUGGUCGAUAGCCCAAGUGCCACCCCGUUGGCCGUAUGCAAUGGUGACAUCAAAUUCGAGAAUGUUGAGUUCGCUUACGAUGCGCGUAAGCCCGCGUUGAAUGGCCUUACCUUCCACUGCCAGCCGGGAACUACCACCGCCUUGGUUGGUGAGUCUGGCGGAGGUAAGUCCACCGUCUUCCGCCUCUUGUUCAGAUUCUACAACUCCGAUAAUGGACGUAUCUGUAUCGACGGACAUGAUGUACAGGAUGUCACAAUCGAUUCACUACGCCAGAACAUUGGUGUGGUGCCUCAAGAUACUGUACUUUUCAACGAGACUUUGAUGUACAACUUGAAGUACGCCAACCAGGACGCCUCCGAUGAAGAUGUUUUCGAGGCUUGCCGCGCUGCCAGUAUUCACGACAAGAUUCUUGCUUUCCCCGACGGGUAUAACACGAAGGUUGGAGAGCGUGGCCUACGACUUAGCGGUGGCGAGAAGCAACGUGUUGCCAUUGCUCGCACCAUCAUUAAGAACCCGCGCAUCAUUCUCUUAGAUGAGGCAACCGCAGCUCUAGACACAGAUACCGAGGAGCAUAUUCAGAGGGCACUCGCUACUCUCUCGCGGGGUCGCACCAUGCUGGUGAUCGCUCAUCGUCUCAGCACUAUCACUACCGCAGACCGCAUCUUGGUCUUGUCAGAAGGUCAAGUGGCUGAAAGCGGCACCCAUGAAGAGCUUUUGGCUAUGAAGGGUCGCUAUGCCAGCAUGUGGCGUAAGCAGAUCCGUGCCCAAAAGGCUAUGGCAGAAGCUCAGGUUCUAGCCGAGCGAAUCCGCACUGCAACCACAAGCGAUGACAGCUCCAGUCAGUCGGAUGAAGACCGCAAAGUUGUUCGGUCGCUGAAACAACAAAAUCAGCAAGGCCCGAACCGCUAA